UUGAUAAACCUCUCUCUCAUCUUUCUAUCUCUUGUUCUUUUGUCCAUCUCUCUCUUUCUCUCCAGCAAUGCUUGGAAGCAACAGAGAAGUUAUGUGGCCAAGACUUGUGGCCAACAAGAUCCUAAGGAAAAGCGUCGGGAGCAACAACUUCGUCGCUGAUUUCCCACCUGAUACCGAUCAGAAGCUUCUCGAAGCGUCCGGAUUAGUUGAUGAACGACCUUCUUUCACUUCUAAAUCAAUUCUACUCGAGCAACACAAAACUACUCAUCUCAACUACAAGGUUUUUGUAAGCACAUGGAACGUUGGUGGUAUCGUACCGGACGAUGGGCUUGACAUGGAUGAUCUAUUGGAAACACACAAAACACCGAGCGACAUAUACGUGCUUGGGUUUCAAGAAGUUGUGCCUCUUCGAGCUUCGAAUGUAUUGGGAUCAGAUAACAACAAAGUCUCUGUAAAAUGGAACUCCUUGAUAAGAGAGACUUUGAACAAGAGAGCAGUAGCAGAACCUCAUCGAGACAAGGACUUGUCGGAAUCAAAGGGCAUCAAUAGUAUUGCACAAGAUUUCAGAUGUAUCAUAAGUAAACAGAUGGUCGGAAUAUUGAUCACCGUUUGGGUCCGAGGUGAUCUCUGGCCAUACAUCCAGCAUCCUAGCGUUUCAUGCGUUGGAUGCGGCAUCAUGGGUUGCUUAGGAAACAAGGGAUCAGUAUCGGUUAGAUUUCAAUUGCACGAGACGAGCUUCUGUUUUGUUUGCUGCCAUCUAGCUUCUGGUGGCCGUGACCGAGAUGAGAGACAAAGAAACUCCGAUGUCAACGAGAUCUUAGCAAGAUCGAGUUUUCCUCGAGGCUCAUCUCUCGAUUUACCCAAAAAGAUUCUUGAUCACGAUCGAGUUAUUUUUUUGGGAGACUUGAAUUAUAGAAUUUCAUUACCCGAGGAUAAGACAAGAUUAUUGGUGAAAAGCAAAGAAUGGAACAUCUUACUAGAAAAUGAUCAGCUAAGCAUGGAGAUCUUGAACGGCCAGAAUUUCAAAGGAUGGCAAGAAGGAAUUGUCAAGUUCGCUCCAACUUAUAAAUAUAUUCCGAAUUCGGAUUUAUAUUAUGGGUGCAUUACAUACAAAAAAGAUGAGAAGAAACGAGCUCCUGCAUGGUGUGAUCGAAUAAUAUGGUACGGAGGUGGACUGAAGCAACAUGAAUACACGAGAGGAGAAACGAAGAUAUCUGAUCAUAGACCUGUCAAAGCAAUUUUCACCGCAGAAGUUACUGUUAUAAGGCGUGGUAAAAAGAUUCGUAACUUCUUUUUCUCGGACAGAUUUGAAGACACAGUUGCCGUUGAUUCAAAAGACUACUCUUGGAUAUCUACGUAGUUUAUAUAUAUUAACUAGCUGGGGUGAUAUAUCUUGUAAGUUGUGAUCAGUUGUUCACAUAUAUAAUACACACAACUAUAGUUAUAGUAUAUAAAUUUAGAAAGCUUAUAUGCAUAAAGUCUUGGUUUUAUAAAUUUUUGUUCUUAAUUAGCAUCUUGUAAUAAAAGAAUCUAUAAUAUAGGAUUUUGUGAGAUAUUUGUAUAAAUAUGCAAAUCUUGACGAUAAGUGACAGUUGUAUGGUAAAAUAUCAUUCGAGAA
Molecule: messenger RNA, 1618 nt
Organism: Capsella rubella
Lineage: Eukaryota; Viridiplantae; Streptophyta; Magnoliopsida; Brassicales; Brassicaceae
Product: type IV inositol polyphosphate 5-phosphatase 9
Exons: 8
Coding region: 68-1360 (430 amino acids)
Biological process (GO): phosphatidylinositol dephosphorylation
Molecular function (GO): phosphatidylinositol-4,5-bisphosphate 5-phosphatase activity; inositol-polyphosphate 5-phosphatase activity; phosphatidylinositol-3,4,5-trisphosphate 5-phosphatase activity
Source: RefSeq, a predicted model, not a curated record